GUUGAGUGUAUUUUGUGUAUGGAGAAAGAUGAUGGUGUACUUUCAUUCUUUUGCAUGUGGCUGUCCGGUUUUCCCAGGUCAGAUUAAUUGUAAUAUUAUAGCCUGAAAAGAUGAGAAAAAGAAUGUAAUUACAGAGUAAAGAUCAGACUUCCUUAUUGUAUUGACAUAAUUGUUGGCAUUGAGAGUAUUGUUAGCUUAACUUGGAUACUAACUAUAGUUAGUGUUUAAAGGACUACAUGUAAUGUUCCUGACAUUUUGGACUAGGAUCAAGAAAGUGUUUCCUUGAAUGAGAAACUCUUAAGAGUAAAUGAUAUUAGCUGUCUACAGAAGUAUCCCAUUUUAAGAUAUGGUUUAUAAAAUGUGGUGCUUUAUUAAGGGACUGUGGUAUCUGUCAAAUUAAGAAAUCGUGAUUCCUAAUCAAUAACAUAAAUUACUUAUUUUCUUUAUCUUGCAAUAUAAAGAAUAUAGUUUCAAAAUAAUAGUACCAAAAUUAAUACAAACAGUAAAUCUCUGAGUGUUUAGAAUUUCUUUAAGGUUCUUUUAGUUCUUAGACUAUAUCCCUCUAAAGACGUAUAAACUCAUGUGAGAAUAAUUCCAUUUCUGGGUGGUUGUGUUAACAGUUUGAUGUAUGGUUACAUUACAGUCAUUGUUUCUAAACACUUUCCUUACAUUAACUUAAUCCUCAUAACUGUCCUGUGAAGUAGGUUCUGUUGUUAUCCCUAUUUCACAGAUGAAUAUAGUUUUUGCCAUCUUGAUUUUAGGCAAAUUUGUGUUAACAAGAAAAUAGUAGUUUUUGUUUGUUUCUUUAUUCGUUGACGUAGGGGAAAGUAGUAGAUAAAACUGAGGGAAAGGAAAGUUUUGAUUAGGAAAUGAGAUGGUAUUUAUAUUUGGAGACUCUGAGGGUUGUGUAAGUAUAUCAUGGAGCUGAAAAGGGGGAUAAGGCACCAUAGACUCAAUAAAUUUUGGUCAAACGUAUUUAAAAAAAAGACAAAGUACCAAAGUACCAGACUUAUAAUUUCUGUUUAUAACUGUUGUGCCCUAUAGAACUUUCCCCUUUUGGAUGAUAUGAGAGGGAGAAUCUAGUUAGGAAGAAACAGAUAAAGUGUGAUUUUGUACUUUACCUCGACUAUCUGAUGAGCUGUUUAAGGAGCAAAACAGAAAAGGACAGUUGCUGUAAACAACAUUACUUAAUAAGUAAAUUUAUAAUUCACUUUUGACCUUAUUUUCGUUAUUUGAGAUAUGUAUGUACAACACACACACACACAUACACCCAUUUCAUAUAUGAACCAUCAAUAAUGUCACUUAAAUAUGUGUGAAUAUUUCUAUAAUGUUAAAUUUUAUUACACUGUUACAGGAUUCCAAGUCCAGGAUUUACCAUGAACAGCCUUCCACAACCGUGAAUCUUUACAUUAGAAUUUUAGAUGUUAGUCGAAAAUUAGAAAAUAACGUACCUGGAAUCAUCAAAACCAGUUGAAAUUUAAGUUGCUUCUAGCCAAAAUGCAAUGUCCAAACCAGUGAAUAGUGGUGGAAGUGGAAGCUAGCUACCACAUUUUUUUCUGAGCAGUUUUUUCAUAGGUUCAGAUAGAUUCUAUGGAGUAGAGUUUCGUUAGUGAAAUGCUUGAUUUGGUCUUGAUUACUAAGCAGUCCUUUUUUGUGGAUGAGCGUUAGAAUUGUUAGAGCUUACACAGGUUACUUUUGAAUAGAGCAUCUUAAUUUCUGGAAUUUCUUUUCUAAGCUAUUCUGAUAUAGUCCUUCUUAGGUGAGCUUAUGGCUAUAGCAACAACAAACGUAGCUUUCAAUGCUGGUGUCUGUGUGUCCUUUUUGGUUACUUUAACAUAUUUUCAAGGAAUUUUAAUUCUCUUAAAUUAUUUAAAAAAUGCUCUUGAUUCUAUUUUAAAUUCAUAAGACCUGAGUCUAAAUGGAGACUUCAUUUGCUAUAGAGGAAAAUUGGAAAUUAUUAUUUAGUUCUUAACUCUUUUAUACUAGCGUAUACCAUAAGGAUGAAAUACCGGAUUAUUGCCCCUUCAUGUAUUUUAUCAGUCAAACAUGUAGGACCGUUGUGCCAUGUACUUGCUCACUCUUCAGGGAAUAGAAGUUGACUAGGAAUCUAGAAAAGUUAACUAGAUGACCCUUUUGACUAAAGCAUUAAUUACUAUUAUUUUUUUAAACUCAGAUUUAUAGACAAAUGGAUAUAAUUUACCCAAGACAAUUUGUAUAUUGAAAUGUAGGAAUCUAACAAAAAUCUUGACGUGUGCUGACAACCUUUACUACAUACAAAUAUUACCUCAUAACAACAUUGAAAUGUGAGAUUUUCAUUAGAAUUACAGUUUCAAUUUGUUUUUGUUGAAUAAUGAUUUUAUACAGCAUCUUACCCCAUUUACUCGUAAAACAAAGGCAAAGUUAUACGUUAUUUUAAUUUGUUUCCAUAGAAUAAAGAACCAUGAAACCAUACUUUUCUUGAAGGUGGGGUAUGAUUAUUUAGCAACAUACUGAUAAAAAGGGAGGAGUAUUACUGAAACAUGUUUGUAUCUUCAGCAGUGGCCGGUGGUUGAAGUUCAUCACUGCUGUAGCACAUCAAAAUGAACACAUACCUGAUUAAUAGGUGUUGAGUUAAAGAGAAGAAAAAGCUGGAUCACUUACCAGUAACUGGAGUUCUCCUAUUGGGUAAUCUCCACAGAUCCACAUUCUUUGAAGUUAUUGUGAAUGCCUCGAGGACCAAGGAACCGUUGAAAUUUCCAAUUUCAGGAAGUUCCAGUGGAUGCCCAUCAGGAAGAUUCUCAUGCUGGACAGAAGGGCAAGAGAGGUGGAUCUGUGAGGGAAAAGACCCAAUAGGAUAACUCAAGUUACUGAUGGAGAAAGCAACAGUACAAAAUGUAAUAAAGGAAGUUGUCAGACCCUCAUUUGUCAUGGAAGGAGGACAUUCAGAAAACCCUGAUACCUCAGGAGACCAAAUGAUGACUACACCUCAAUUGCGUUUUACAUCUUGGAGUGACUCUCAAUUUAGGAAGCCUCGACCUGUCUCCCAGUUGGUGGCACAGCAGGUUACUCAGCAGUUUGUGCCCCCUACACAGUCAAAGAAAGAGAAAAAAGAGAAAGUAGAAAAAGAAAAAAGUGAAAAGGAAACAACUAGCAAAAAGAACAGUCAUAAGAAAACCAGGCCAAGAUUGAAAAAUGUGGAUCGGAGUAGUGCUCAGCAUUUGGAAGUUACUGUUGGAGAUCUGACAGUCAUUAUUACAGACUUUAAGGAGAAAACAAAGUCACCGCCUGCAUCUAGUGCUGCCUCUGCAGAUCAACACAGUCAGAGUGGCUCUAGCUCUGAUAACACAGAGAGGGGAAUGUCCAGGUCAUCUUCACCCAGAGGAGAAGCCUCAUCAUUGAAUGGAGAAUCCCAUUAAAGUUUAUUUUCUCCAAUUUCUUAGUCACUUCUCUCAUACCAUGCAAAUACACAGAUUAUGCCAAGAAGUACCACAUUUUCAUGACAAACAUAUUCAUGCACAAUCCAUAAUUUGCGUUUUACAUGAAAUAGAAAUUUAUUAGAAUUUGUUAGAUUUUAUUGCAAUCUACCAAACAUUUCCAGACUCAACAUUUUGGUCUUCACAGUUAAAGGUGCCAUGAAAAUGUGGUUGAAUUAUUCAUUAUGCAGUGUUAUUGGUAAGUCUAUUUUCACUUUUAGUUUAGUGAAUUCUAACACAUAAUUCUUGAAUUCUCUACUAUUGGCAUGUAACGAAUUAAAAUUUUUAUAACAUAGUGCAAGCUGCCUAAAUAUGUAUUAUUUGAGAAUUGUGAAACAAAUAGUUAUAUGUAUACAAGUCAAAGAUCAACUUAAUCAACUAUUGCUGCAACAGGAUUUUCUUAAUGGUUAUCCUCUUAAAUACACCUGCUGGUACUUGGUGUGGCUAAAUAGGAAAAUUGUUAUUAAAUAAAGAAUUUGUAUGAACCAUUGCCAAUGUUUUUGACACAUUUUACUAAAUUAUUGUUUCUGAAUUAUGUUUCUGGUUUUAUCUGUUUUUUUGCUUAUCUUUCAAAACAUUCAUUUAUUGUCAUGUUUACUAGCAGACUAGUAAACAAUAAAACUGAUUAUUUAGCUUUAUAAUUCAGGUUUAGUGCUAUUGUCAUUGAACACUGGUAUUUUCUGUAUUAUAUAAAAUGUUAAAAUUCAAAUAAUUAUAAGCAUUCGGCAAAAAACGGAAGAGAAAAGAAAUCUGCCAUAUUUUAAAAGCUGCAAUUUUGGAAAAGCUUUAACUUAAUAGUUUUAUCACUGUUUCCUUGCCCCAAACUUACCCAGGGUCAUAGAAGUAUGAAUCUAAUUAAUACAGAAAUGGGAACUGUUGCACAGAACUGGAAAAUAACUAAUCUUAAAUCAGUUUAAUUGGCCUCCUAUUAAAUAUAACAAUUCCUAUAAAAUCAUAGUGCCCUAUUUUCAGACACAACUGCAGUUUAUGCAUUUAUCAGUAUCCUGAAAUAAAAAAGUAUUUACAGCCCCACUUACUAUUAUGUAAAAUUACCAAUAAAAUAUUUUUAUGACUACCGAUUUUGCAUUUUUGUUUACAACUAACGAAGUAUUUUAUGUUGUAUUUAAAAAUCCAGCCUAGAAACCACACAGUACUUCUUAAAUUCUCCAAGGGUCUCCUGCUUUCUCUUAGCCAUUUGCUUAAUGUAUAUCCACCAAAGGAGACUUCUGAAAUAUAAAUGAACCUAAAGACAUAACUUGAAUACAAAAUAUCACAUAAAGACAUCAUGGUAUCAUUUGAAGAAAAAAACUUGUAGACCCUGACUGAUGGUUGUGAUAUUUGGUGGUUUCGCGUGGUAAUGUGAUUUUCUGUUUAAUUGCAGUACUUUUUACAGGCACAAUGGUACUGUCUUUUUUUGUAAUAUGCUAGUUGUGAAAUACAGUUAAUUGCAUACAGUAAAAAUCUGUGAUUAAAACAUUUAUAUACCUCAUUCUUUAGUGUUGUUAAAUGAAAAAUUAAAAUUUGUUUUUAUUAUAAGAUA
Equus caballus (horse) is the source of this 4992-nucleotide messenger RNA. Lineage: Eukaryota; Metazoa; Chordata; Mammalia; Perissodactyla; Equidae. The record is from RefSeq and is a predicted model, not a curated record.